GUAUUACUGGGCGUGGUUUCUAUUAAGCAAGCUGUAUUGUCGUUGUAACGAAAACGUUGCUGUCAGGAUAAGGUCCCACGUUGGCACUGGCAGGGAUUGUUAUUUGAUAUGUGUGUUGCAACUGACUUACAGAUAUUUUUGUUAUGAUAGUAUGACAUUUGCCCACCACUUCGGAUGUUGAUAUCUGAGUUAUGAGUGGCAAAAAGAAGGGACGGAGUCCGGGUUGCAAUAAUAGCAAGAAGGGACGGUACCCGGGUGGUGCCACUUCUCCCACUACAAUACAGGGAACUCCGGGUGCGACUGGUGCAGAUUAUGGGUCAUGGAAAAAGCAAAAGCUGACCGAAAUCCAUCAGGCAUUAUUCAGUGACCCUGUGGAUAUUGCAGCAUUGCGAAGGGCAGCUGUGAGUAAAGGAGGCCUUCUUACUGAUGAAAUCCGGCGGAAAGUAUGGCCCAAACUUCUGAAUGUGAAUAUUUAUAGUCUUCCUCUAAAACCAGGCUCUUCAAUCCGAGAGAACCACAAAGAUUUUGACCAGGUGCUUUUAGAUGUGCGUAGGUCACUUCGUCGAUUUCCUAAAGGUAUGCGGGCUGAGCAGCGGGAGGUCCUGCAGGAGCAGCUGAUUGACAUCAUCCUGUACGUUCUGAAAAGAAAUCACCAGUUGCACUAUUACCAAGGCUACCAUGACAUCGUGGUCACGUUCUUGUUAGUUGUGGGAGAGAGAAUGACUGUGGCACUGGUUGAAAAACUGUCUGUUCAUCACCUCAGGGAUUUCAUGGACCCAACCAUGGACAGCACUAAGCAUAUCCUCAACUAUUUGAUGCCAAUUUUGGAAAGAGUCAACCCUCAACUGCAUGAUUUUAUGCAAAGAGCUGAAGUGGGUACAAUCUUUGCCCUUAGUUGGCUGAUUACAUGGUAUGGCCAUGUUCUUACUGAUUUCCGUCAUGUGUUAAGGCUUUAUGAUUUCUUCCUGGCAUCCCACCCACUGAUGGCAGUCUACUUUGCAGCGCAGAUUGUACUUUACAGAGGAGAAGAAGUGCUAGACUGUGACUGUGAUAUGGCCAGUGUCCACUACCUUCUAUCCAACAUCCCCCAAAAUCUGCCUUAUGAAGACCUGAUCUCCGAUGCAGAGCAUCUCUUCAGCUGUUAUCCUCCAUCUGAGCUUGCAAAGCAGGCUGCCUUACAACAUCACAAGAGUAUUGCCAUUAGUUCCUUUCAAGACUUUCAGCUGGCUACAUCUCACCAGCGUCCAGAUACUGUCCUUCUCAAGCAACGGUUAGAAGAAGCUAACAGUAAGCAUGGGGAAAUGGAUUUUGCACAAGCAUCUGGAACCAGUCAGCUUGUGAAGGUAGCAGUUUGGGGUAUAUCUGCCAGUUUGGGAGCUGCAGCCCUUGCUGUUGCACAGACUGCCCUUGAGUGGGCACCAGACUUUCUGCUUCAGCUUUUCUGAUAUUUCUGAAGAGGCAAAGAAAUAACGUGCUGGAAUGGAGCAAAACCAAAACUGAUUUUUAUGAAGUGUAUUUGAAUUUUGCCGUUGUAUUUUUAUUGUCCAAAAUGUUUGUCAAGAUAUUAAUUUACAUCACAUGAUAUUAAGCACUUGUUUUAAAAAUCAGCUUACUGGCAUUAAAAUAAUUAUUAUGGACAGCAUUUUAAAAUUUUUGUUGAGCUAAAACUGGCCAGUUUAAAACAUCAGUGCCAUUUUGAUUUUGUGUCCGUCUUUUUAUUAUUUUAUGUGGGAAGGACAUUGUACCACAGUGCUCUUCCAGCUUAGUGUUUCAGCAGAGGAGGCCAAGGAACAUGUUUAUGGAUUACCAGGUGUACAAAGGACUCUUCUUACUGGAAGGUUGUUGUAGAGGCCAGAGCUUCAGUUUAGAAGCUUGGGGUGGGGGGUUAAGCAUCAACACCCAGGAGAACCAGAUUCUUAACUUUUGCUCUCUAUCUAGUCUGUUUGCUGCUCAGUGUACUAAGUGGCCACUUCUUUUUUCCUGGAAAGCAUGCCAGAGUUUGUGGGCAUUGUGCACACUGAUACCUUGAUCCUCCUUUUGUAUGCUUGCAUUAGUGAGUAAUUUUCAUUUUCAUUUUGGCUCUUGAGAGUUAGAUUUUUGCAUGGACUUAAUUGUGUCUGUACAUUUCUGCUCGGGUCUAGAAAUGCCCUCAGAUUUUUUUUUAGAUGGGUUUGAAUGGUUCUCUGCCAUGUCCAUCCUGAGUCGUGUCAGAAUUAAAUCGGUAUUUGUUUCUUGGAUAAUAUGCUUUACAGUGCAUGUAGUAGCCCACCCGCUAAUCGCAGGAAAAGGCCAGAGGCUAAGUAAUUCCUGUAAACCAAAAACAUGGUGGCCAUUCCCCAUGUAGGGGCAGCCAGAGACCUCCAAGGUCUUUUCAUUAACCAAGAAUUGUGUUUAUGUUCCAUUCAGCAACAUGUAGACACCUACCUGUUCUAACUCAAAAUAGUGUCACUCAUUUUCCUUACAAGGGUGGCUGGAGAUCCACUCUUGCUUUCCAUAAAUCAGAAUGUGGUGCUUAUCCACUAUAAAGAGGGCAACCCCCUCAACCUCUAGGCGUCAGCCCACCUAGUUAAGAGGGUAGUUGCUGGACUAAAUUCUUGGUUUGAUGCAAGAAGGAUAUUGAUCUCACUUUUGCCUUUCUACAAGUCUUACAUUGUUGCUCUGAUAUAAUUGAGCAGGAUUUGCCCUUUUUCUCAUGUGAGGUGCACCUCUCAGUCAUCUCUACCUGUAUACCUAUGGUGUACCCUAUGAUAUCAAGUACAGUUUUUAAUUACUGAAAGGGAUACUUCAUCUUUGACUACCUAAAUGCACUUUAUCUCCUUCCUGGGACCUGAACUUUGUUAAACAGCAGUUAAACUUCCAUCAUUUAGAACAUUUUGCCAUGGCUGACCUCAGGUACCUAUUUUGGAAGACUCUCUUAGAAGACCUUGCCAGUGGGAUCUCCAUAUUCCAAGUACUGAUGCUUAGCUAGUUGUACACCGUCCUCUAUAUUCUAUGGUUACUUUGAAGAGAGACCCCUUCUUUCCUGCUUGCUGUGGUUUCUGUAUGUCCUUCGAUUAAGUUACCAAGUUACUGUUUUCUCCCAUGUCAAAGAGCAGUGGAGAGAGAGAGAGAAUUUUGCAUACUGUAGACAACUACGAUAUUACACCACUAGCCAUGUACUCAGACAGGUACGUUGUUAAAUUAUUUCUUGGCAGACAAGCAUGAACAUUUAGCAACCAGGCAAACACUUUUUUCACUGAUCUUGGGUUAACUGCACCACCUUAUUUGUAUGGAAGGACCUUGAUUUUGCUAUCAUGGCCCAUACCAGUAGGUGAGCUGCCACCAGUGCUGCUUUCUUCAGGAAUGUCUCUGACCACUGUAUUAGUGAGUCUGCAACCUGGACAUUCAUUCAUACUAUCUCUUAACACUACACACUGGAUGCCACGGUCAAGCAGAAGGGCAGGAGUUGCUACUGCAUAUUUAUAAAAUGUGGUUUAGGACAUCUCCCUUGUCCAGGGUCACUUACUACAUUGUUUGGUACUUUCCCAUUCAUCUGACUAUACUGUUGUAGUGAUGUUUAUGGUGUGUGUAGUACAGUUGUGUUUGGAUACAUAACUGUACAUGUUUACCCAGAAUGAUUGCUAGGAUAGGCCUGUGUAAAGUUAGCAUUUAGCCAGUGUGCAUGUUUGCUUCUAGGCCAUGAGACCUGAUCUUAACAAUUGUUAAUCACCCCUGCUUCAGUUGUUAAGAUCAGGUAUAAUGCUAGACAGUUAAAUUUGCCAGUGCUGGCCAGCAAAUGACAGUGGUAGAAUUAUUUUUUUUUCUGUCUGCUGUCUGGGCCAGUAAUCUGUCCCUGACUUUCUUUAACAUAAGACAGUGUGUUACACCGUCUUUCUUACACCGCUCGCUAAGUGCUUUACAGCUUUGAAAGAUGGCAAAACACUUUGUGAUUUUUUUUCCCCUUUUGUAACAUAUUAUACGUGGAACAUACAAAGUUACAUGCACUACAAAGAAUUGUGAUCAGAUCUUUGAUCAUAACAACUUAUGUGCUGUUGACACGGAUGUCAAGAUUCACCUCUUGGCCUUCACUCUCAAGGUGACUUUCUUAGCAUCCAUGUCUUGGAUACAUAACGAGCUGAGUGACCUGAUCGUAUUCCUCUGUCACUAAAGGCUUAUGACAUAGGUACGUUAAAAUAUUGUGCACUCACAUUGAGAGUGUUUUUGUAGUGAUUAUAUAUAAUUACUUAAGAAGAUUUGCAUUCUGUUUUAAGUGACAGAGUUACCAAAAUGUAAUUUUAACUACAGAAGUGAGCAUUUACAUUUGUAAAAGUAACAUUAACCAUGCUUAUCCUUUUUCCGUAAUGUUAUGCCAUCAACUGACUCCCGCUUUGUAUCUGUUACAUCUGUAUAUUCAUAAUGAAUUGCGGAUAACCAGGAAUCUUCGCAUCAGGAGCCCUACGUCUCUGUGUAUGAAGUGACAGAGAUCAUGUAGCAUUGUAGUUAGCAGACGACUUGAGAGCUGAUUCUGCAGUGAAGUAAUUAUUCAGCGUGACCAUGAGCUAGACAUUAAGAAAAUGAUAUUUUGUGUUUGUUGCAUCCCUUUCUGUCCUCAUAUUAAGCUGCAUUUCUCCACACUGUACAGCCUUAAGGUUGAGUUUGUUGCUUCAGUUGCAGCCUUCACUUACAAAAUUCAGGAGGGUGGCUAAUGGUUAUGGUGUUUGCCUUAUAAACACAAGGUGCAGGGUUUGAGUCUCACAAGGGAUAAUUGGCUAGGCUUAAAAAGGCUCACAAGGGCAGUUAGCUUAGUACUAAUGCAUGAACCUAUGGGAAAAAAAGUUGAUGUAAUUGGAACGUGGAGGAUGUUUUACUGCAGCCCUGUUUAGUGCUGUAUACGGUUAUUAGUAUUGCAUAUCCUUAUUCAGAUUACAUUACUUAAGGACAGUAACACCAUUGAAUUCAUCUUGCAGUGUAAAAUAGUGUUAGAAUUCAGUCAAUCUUUUUUUUUUUUUGUCUUAACCCAUACCUUUACAGCAUGCUGAGCUCUGACUAUGAAAGAAUGAAAUACCUAUGAUUAUCUGCCCUAUAUAAAUGUCCUAUGCACAUACGAUAUUGAAUGUUACCUUCCUCUGAGUCCUGUAUUUGCACAUAGGAUGGAAAAGAAGUACCACUGUUUACGAAAUAAAGUAUCCAGCUGUUUGAACCCAAGCUUAUGGCAAUGUGAAUAAAUGUGUGAAAUAGCCUAGUCCCUUGAUAUUAUAAUUGAUUUCUCUUAAACUGUGGCAUUAAAAUUAUCUUUUCAAAAUGACAAAAGUUGAUUAAUAAAAAAAAAAGCAAUAACUUUUUUUUGUGGGACAAAGCUGUCCCAGUUACAUCUAAAGCACUUUUAUGACACCAUGUACUCAAAGGUGUAAAAUUGAUACAUGUGUAGUCAUCAGUGUUAUUUCCUGUUUUAAGGUACUUUUGAUACAUGUUAGAUUUUGAUAAUGCAUGAAUACGCUGUUAAUCCAAAGCCAGAUGUGGAGUGCUUCAACUUACUUAUUUAGUGAACGUUGUCCCAGAGUGUGGUAUCAUUUUAAGUACCAGUAAGACCACAUACUGACUGACUCUCAGAAUCUUGGGUGUCCAUAUUGGUAUUCCAGGGGAUAUCCGGAAUGCCUAAAAGUACUGCACAAUUUCAUGUGAUAAGGCUAGGCUGGUGCAAUGAGUCUGCCAUUUUUCCAGCACCAGCUGUUCUGUCAAAUGUAUGGUACACCAAUGACUGGUGCUAUAGGAAAAUAAGUUUACAGGAUCUGAGAUAGACUGUAGGGAUCUCAGAGAACUCUCACAGCUAAUACUCUUGACUGAACUCUGCAGCCAUAUUGUUUCUGUUUACUACUUCACACUCCUGUCCUGGUCUGUAAGCCAGCAGCAUGUGUUGCUCAGUGGUGCAGGUUUAGCAGCUGGGUAUGAUUAACAGGUGUGCCCAGACCCUGGAUUUAGAUAGCCCAGCAGUUAACUUGAAACAGAGGGUCUGUUUUCCACUUGCACUUUGGAAAGAAAGAACAAAGUUUAAACUGCAUGUGUGUGUGUAAUGUGUGUUAUUUGAACAUAUUUACCAUGCUGUUGAGGUCUAUGAGCCUUGUAUAUGGUGCAGUGAAGUCUGAUAAUUUGUUUUCACAUUGUCAUGUUUACACUAAAGUCAAAACUUCUGUGACACUCUAGCUGUGGAUGUUAUAUGUCUGAAUAUGCAGUUGAAGUUAUACAUUUCUGAACUGUUGUAUGUAACUUCAGUUUUUGUAAUUAAGACUCUUGAUACUGUGCUAUUUCAUAAAUAGCUAGUCAUGUUUUAAUUGUACUGUUUAUAAAUAAAAAUUCAACUUUCAAAUAA
Messenger RNA from Protopterus annectens (West African lungfish), 6346 nucleotides. Its product is annotated as TBC1 domain family member 20-like. The transcript is spliced from 8 exons. The record is from RefSeq and is a predicted model, not a curated record. Gene Ontology annotation, cellular component: endoplasmic reticulum membrane. Lineage: Eukaryota; Metazoa; Chordata; Ceratodontiformes; Protopteridae. Gene Ontology annotation, molecular function: GTPase activator activity. Gene Ontology annotation, biological process: positive regulation of GTPase activity; endoplasmic reticulum to Golgi vesicle-mediated transport. Bases 192 to 1445 code for a protein of 417 amino acids.